Molecule: messenger RNA, 4097 nt
Organism: Mytilinidion resinicola
Lineage: Eukaryota; Fungi; Ascomycota; Dothideomycetes; Mytilinidiales; Mytilinidiaceae
Exons: 2
Coding region: 279-3956 (1225 amino acids)
Biological process (GO): negative regulation of transcription by RNA polymerase II
Cellular component (GO): nucleus
Molecular function (GO): DNA-binding transcription factor activity, RNA polymerase II-specific; zinc ion binding; RNA polymerase II transcription regulatory region sequence-specific DNA binding
Source: RefSeq, a predicted model, not a curated record
AUCCCUUUCUUUACCGUUCACCAGGCCAUAUUUAUUGGUGCCUGCGCGAGUUCCCUUCGUCAGAUCCAUUACGAAGCAUCCGAGUUUUACCCCUCCAACUAAUUCCAGCACAAACUUCUCGCGUGUCCAGAUUCCUCACAGUGUACGCUCUCUUGCCACAGUCAAGGGCGCUCCAACCGACUCUCGAAAUCCGAACGACACGAGUAUCCUCCACUUUGCACAAGCUGGAACCCCACGGUGCCAUCUCAGACGGUGCCGGAACCAAUAUUCAUCAGAGCAUGUCCGCUACUCCAGCGACAGCAGCUCCUCCAGGACAGCUACCUACCGGACCUGCAGACCAGCCAAACACGAGACGACGACGACCGAAGAAUCGAAAACCACCGCCACAACCUGCCGAUCAGCCUGAAAAUGCACAACCACAGCGGGGAGGUAGGAGGGGUCGAGGCGGACCCCAGCGAGGCCGCGGUGGCAUAGCGUUGACGCCAGCGACUGUAGCUCCUCCAUCACAACCCGCGUCCAGCGAGCCUUCGAGCGCCGACGCUUCUGCCAGCGAGAAUCAUGGUCCAUCGCGGAGAGGAAGAGGAGGUCGCGGGGCCUCCCAAGGUCGGGACAGAGGUGGCAAUCAUAAUGCGGGAAGAGGGCGAUUUGGAGACCAGUCCCGUAUGGCAGCUGGUGGACGACGUCAAUUUGGUGGCGAUCUGACGCAGGAACCGGAGGGCCAGGGGACCGCCAAUGGUCUAUCAAGGCCCACGGGAUUGCAAGCCGAUGCGCCUGAAUUCCGACCUGGCCAAGCCCACUCAGGUCGAGCGAAGAACUUGCCCCGAAAGCGUCGCAUGUCCAAGUCACAAGCGCCAGAUAUCUCAACGAGAAUACACGAGGAUAUUGACAACGGUCACUAUGAGUGCGCUAUUUGUACCGAAGAUGUGCGGAGAAAUUCCCGCGUGUGGUCGUGUCGAACUUGCUGGACGGUUUUCCAUCUGAGUUGUAUCAAGAAGUGGUCUACCAACGAAGGCUCUGCUGCUGCGCGCCGCGAAGCCCAGGACGGUGAAAUGCCUCCACCGCGGCAAUGGAGAUGCCCUGGCUGCAAUCUUCCAAAGGAUGACCUGCCAAAGAUGUUCACGUGCUGGUGCGAGAAAGAAGUCGAUCCGAGACCUCUUCCGGGAACGCCACCCUUCUCCUGCGGUCAAACUUGUGCCAGACAGCGGUUGCUCAAGAAAUGUCCACAUCCUUGCCCGAAUAUCUGUCAUAGUGGGCCUUGUCCUCCGUGCGCUCAUAUGGGACCCACUCAAGCCUGCUUUUGCGGAAAGAAAACUUCUACAAAGCGAUGCGUGGAUACGAAUUACGAAUCGGGCUGGAGCUGUGGCGAGCCUUGCGGUGAGCUUAUGCCCUGUGGCGAGCAUGUUUGCGACAGACCAUGUCACGAAGGGCCUUGUGGAGCCUGUGAAGUCCGCAUUCCCGCUCGCUGUUACUGCGGACAGGUUGAAAAAGACAUACUGUGCUGUGAACAGGGGUGGAAGGAAAAGAGCGUUCGGUCGCAUGUUGCUGAAGAUGGAUCAAAAGUGUUGGAGGAGUGGAUUGGAUUGUUCGAAUGUCCGAAUACUUGCGACCGAGAGUUCGAUUGCGGGAAGCACACGUGCUCGAAGUCAUGCCAUAAACAGGACGCCGAGCCGACACAUUGCCCUCGAUCACCGGAUGUUGUCUCAUUCUGCCCUUGCGGAAAGACACCACUCGGGGAAAUCUCAGACAAGAUCCGACAGAAGUGCGAGGAUCCUAUACCCAAUUGCGCGGAACCUUGCGGUAAAAUACUACCCUGUGGCCACAAUUGCGUCCAGCUCUGCCACCAAGACGAGUGCAAGCCUUGCCUUCAAAAGGUCACCAUCAUUUGCCGCUGCGGCCGCACCACUUCGUCUACCAUCUGCCAUCAAGGCACCGAAGAAGCUCCCCAAUGCACCCGCGUCUGCCGCGUCACCUUGAAUUGCGGUCGCCAUGAGUGCGGAGAACGUUGCUGCCCAGGCGAACGCAAAGCAGCCGACCGCCAGGCCAGCAAGCGGAAGCUUCGUGCGCUUCAUGCAGCUGGUAGGCCCGAUGAUGGCUUUGAAGCCGAACAUAUCUGCACCCGGACGUGCGACCGAGCAUUGAAGUGCGGAAACCCGCUGCACCGCUGCCAGCAGCUCUGCCACAAAGGCCCCUGCGAAACCUGUCGCGAAGCUAUUUUUGACGAAGUUUCUUGUAAUUGUGGCAGAACUACUCUACACCCACCGUUGCCUUGCGGUACGAAGCCGCCCCCGUGUCGGUGGCAGUGCGAGCGGCCGAAAGCGUGUGGGCAUCAACAGGUUGCGCAUACUUGUCAUCAAGAUGAGGAGGAGUGCCCGAAGUGUCCGUUUCUGACCACGAAGACGUGUCUUUGUGGGAAAAAUACUAUGAGGAACCAACCGUGCUGGCGGACAGAGGCACGUUGUGGGGAGGUUUGUGGGAGAAAGUUGAGGUGUGGUGCGCAUAAAUGCCAAAAGCAAUGUCACACCCCAGGCCAAUGCGAAGAGCCUUGCCAGCAAUCCUGCGGCAAAGAACUUCCUACCUGCGGUCACGCCUGCCUCGCACCCUGCCAUUCCCCAUAUCCGUGCAAGGAAGACAAACCUUGCCAGCACAAAAUCUUCGUCACCUGCGACUGCCAGCGUAUCAAGCAAGAGACAAAAUGCGGUGCCUCGAAGGCUUCCGGAGGCAAUAUCACCAAAUCUCUCAAAUGUGACGACGAAUGCGCUCGCCUCGAGCGUAAUCGAAAGCUCGCAAUCGCGUUGAAUAUCGACCAGGCUGCGCAUGCAGACGACCAUGUGCCCUACUCCACAGAAACGCUCAAACUCUACCAAGACAACGUGCAAUGGGCCUCUGCGCAAGAGAAGGACCUCCGCAUCUUCGCCGCCGAUCCUGCAGAGCGCCGGCUGAGGUUCAAACCCAUGCCCUCCUCCUACCGCGCUUUCCUGCACGCUUUAGCCGAAGACUUCGGCUUCGACAGCGAGAGCAUGGACCCGGAGCCGCACCGCCACGUCGCCAUCUUCAAAACCCCCCGCUUCGUCACCGCGCCCAUGAAAACACUCGCCGAAUGCGCGCGCAUCCGCCAAACUCAACGCACGCUAGGUGUCUCGACGGCUAACAUCGCGCCUCCCCCAACGGCCCCCUCUGGCCUGAAAAAGAGCAACUUGCUAGGCGAACCCUACAACGGCUUCCUCCUCUCCAACCCGCGCUUCGGCUUGACUAUCGAGGAACUCCGCGCUACGAUCCGCCCGGAACUCGAGCAGCACAGGAUGCACUUCGAUAUCGCCUUCUUGCCUAGCGAGGAGGUCGCGCUCACGCCCUCGCACACGGCUUCGAACCAGUUUGCGAACUCGGAACGCGACGUCGAAGCCAGCCUCACGGCGCUGAAACCCGCGUUGCUGAAGGUGGUGAAAGCGCACGGAUUGGGGAGCUUGCAGCUCGUGCGUCUGGAUUCUAGUCUGAAUGUGCAUAGGCGAGAGGCGGAUGCGGGGCCGGGCGCAGGGUGGAGCCAGGUCGCUGCGAGGGGCGGGAGGGCGGGGGCUGGAGGCGCUGCUAGGCUGUAUAAGGCGGCGGGGGGCUUUGGAGGAGGUGGGAGUGGGCGGUUUACGGUGCUUGCGCGGCGGGGCGGGGUGGGUGGGAAGAAGGAGGUCGAGGUGGUGGAGGAUUGGGAGAGGGAGGAGGAGGUGUGGGAGGCGAAGGAAGGGGGGGAUGCUGGGGUUAAUGAGGCGGCGGGUGGGGAGGGAGGUAAGCUGGGUGAGCGGAAGGAUGGGGGUGCGGCUGUUGCUGAGGAGAGUGGAGUUCCCGUUGACGGUGUUGGCGGUGGUGAGGGGAGUGAUGGGGGUGGGAAGAAGGAUCCUGAGCCCUCGACACCGGGGUUGGGACGGUGGGCGGAGCUCGAUGAUGAGGAGUGGGUGUUUCAGGGCUGAUUCCCUCCUGACCAUCUCAUCGGCCAUCGACGAUACCAAAGCCGUAGCUAGUGGGAAUAUCACGAAAAUGAGUGAUCCAGACAAUCCCAUGCCGAUAUCGCUAACCUGAAUGCCCUGCUAACCGAAUCUUUUGAUACCUGU